Messenger RNA from Polypterus senegalus (gray bichir), 3599 nucleotides. RefSeq names its product phosphoribosylglycinamide formyltransferase (gene gart). Gene Ontology annotation, biological process: adenine biosynthetic process; 'de novo' IMP biosynthetic process. The transcript is spliced from 22 exons. Gene Ontology annotation, molecular function: phosphoribosylformylglycinamidine cyclo-ligase activity; phosphoribosylglycinamide formyltransferase activity; phosphoribosylamine-glycine ligase activity. The record is from RefSeq and is a predicted model, not a curated record. Gene Ontology annotation, cellular component: cytosol. The coding region runs from base 152 to 3178 and encodes 1008 amino acids. Lineage: Eukaryota; Metazoa; Chordata; Cladistia; Polypteriformes; Polypteridae.
CCCUCGUUCCCCCGCCUUGCACGUGUCCGCGCGACUUAAGUCCGUGUUGGGGCGAACUGCUGUCUGCUGGACGCGCGGGAGCAGAGAGGCAUCAGUGUGGUGGGGACGACGCACCAUCGUGACCAGUCAGGACCGAGCAGUACACAGCAAAAUGGCAGAAAGGAUCCUGAUCGUUGGAAGUGGAGGUCGGGAACAUGCUCUCGCCUGGAAGCUCUCUCAGUCGCCCCACGUACAGCAGGUCCUCGUGGCGCCUGGUAAUGCUGGCACUGCAGGUGGCGAUACAGUUUCCAACUCUGCUGUGUCUGUGAGUAACCACUCCAUCCUGGUGCAAUACUGCAAAGAUCACAACAUCGGCCUGGUGGUGGUGGGACCAGAAGCCCCUUUGGCUGCAGGGAUUGUUGAUGACCUCACGGCAGCAGGCAUUCGCUGUUUUGGGCCCACUGCAAAAGCCGCCCAGUUAGAAGCCAGCAAGGCCUUUUCCAAGGCAUUUAUGGAUAGGCAUGGCAUUCCCACAGCUCGCUGGAAGUCUUUCACAAGCGCACAGGAAGCCUGCAGCUUCAUAGAAAGUGCAGAUUUCCCUGCUCUUGUGGUGAAAGCGAGCGGCCUUGCAGCCGGGAAAGGUGUCAUUGUAGCCGGAACUAAGGAAGAGGCAUGUAAAGCUGUGCGCGACAUCUUGCAGGACAAAGUGUUUGGGUCUGCUGGAGAAACCGUGGUAGUGGAAGAACUUCUGGAAGGAGAGGAAGUAUCGUGCUUGUGUUUUAGUGAUGGCUACACAGUGGCCCCAAUGCCCCCAGCUCAAGACCACAAAAGACUUCUGGAUGGAGACAAAGGCCCCAACACUGGUGGAAUGGGAGCUUACUGUCCAACUCCACAGGUGCCACAAGAUUUACUUCUGCAGAUUAAAGAGACGGUUCUGCAAAAAACUGUGGAUGGAAUGAGGCAAGAAGGAAAUCCAUAUAUUGGUGUUCUGUAUGCUGGUCUUAUGCUAACCAAAGACGGUCCCAGAGUACUAGAGUACAACUGCAGAUUUGGAGACCCGGAAUGCCAGGUACUGCUUCCUCUGCUGAAAAGUGAUCUGUAUCAGGUCAUCUUGGAUACUCUUCAGGGUGCGUUGUCCACUAACGUCCCUAUCUGGCUUGAGAACAGGGCAGCGGUUACCGUAAUAGUGGCAAGUGAAGGCUACCCUGGUGAAUACAAGAAGGGUCUGGAGAUCACAGGUCUGUCGCAGGCCAAGGACCUGGGUUUGGAAGUGUUUCAUGCCGGAACUCUCCUAAAGGACGGCAAGGUGCUGAGCAAUGGUGGCCGGGUCCUCGCCGUCACCAGCAUCGCAGAGGAUUUGGUUUCCGCGCUGGACGCUGCCAACAAGGGGGUUUCUGCCAUCAAGUUGCCCGGAGCAGUUUACCGCAAAGACAUUGGAUACAGGGCCAUUGCGUUCUUGAAUCAGACAAGAGGACUGACUUACAAAGACAGUGGAGUGGACAUUGCAGCUGGGAACACGUUAGUUGAGCGAAUUAAACCUCUGGCUGCUUCCACCGCUCGGAAAGGGUGCAAUGCAGAACUCGGUGGCUUUGCUGGACUCUUUGACCUGAAGGCAGCCGGCUUUGUUGACCCAGUCCUUGUAUCUGGGACUGAUGGAGUCGGGACGAAGCUCAAGAUUGCUCAAGCCUGUAACAAGCACGAUACUCUGGGCCAGGACUUGGUAGCCAUGUGUGUGAAUGACAUUCUGGCUCAAGGCGCCGAGCCGCUCUUCUUCCUUGACUACUACUCCUGUGGGCAGCUUGAUGUCAGAGUGGCCUCCUCGGUCAUUGCAGGAAUUGCCGCUGCUUGUAAAGAAGCUGGCUGUGCUCUCCUGGGAGGUGAAACCGCAGAAAUGCCAGGAAUGUAUGCCCCAGGAGAAUAUGAUCUCGCUGGAUUUGCAGUUGGCGCAGUAGAGAGAGAUUGUAUGCUGCCUCGACUUGACCAGAUGUGUGCUGGGGACCAAGUUAUUGGCAUCUCGUCUUCUGGUAUUCACAGCAAUGGUUUCAGCCUGGUACGGAAGAUCUUGGAAAAGGCCGGCCUUGAGUGCUCUUCUCCAGCACCGUUUGGGCCUGAAGGACAGACCGUAGGUGAAGUGCUAUUGACGCCCACUAAGAUCUACAGCAAGCUUCUGCAUCCCAUCCUGCGGAGUGGAAAGGUUAAAGCAUACGCUCAUAUCACAGGUGGUGGCCUUCUCGAAAAUAUUCCCAGAGUCCUCCCAAAACAUCUAGCUGUGGACUUAGACACGGCACUUUGGAAGAUUCCAGAAGUGUUUUCUUGGCUGCAACGGGAAGGCCAACUUUCAGAAGAAGAGAUGGCCCGCACAUUCAACUGUGGAGUAGGAGCAGUGCUCGUGGUGGGACGUGAUGAAGCUGAAGGAGUUCUUCAGGAUGUCAGGACUCGGGAGGAAGCAUGGAUCAUAGGGACAGUGGUCCCAGUCUCACCAGGCGCUGAGAGAGUGAUGAUCCGCAAUCUGUUCUCCUCUCUGCGGUCCGUUCCAAAGGAGAAAGCACCCCAGGAUGACUCUGGAGAAGUGGCAGCUGCGGCAAAGACCAAGGCCAGGGUGGCUGUUCUCAUCUCUGGAACUGGAACCAACAUGCAGGCCCUUAUUGAGCAAGCAAAGAAGCCGUCUAGCUCUGCUGAUAUCGUACUGGUCAUUUCCAACAGGCCUGGAGUUGAGGGAUUAAGGAAGGCAACACGAGCAGGAAUCCAAACCAGGGUAGUCGACCACAAACUCUUUGGAAGCCGCUCAGAGUUCGACAGCACCAUUGACCGAGUCCUUGAAGAAUUCAACAUCAGUUUCGUCUGCCUUGCUGGCUUCAUGAGGAUCCUUACUGGCACCUUUGUCAAGAAGUGGAAUGGAAGGAUUCUGAACAUUCACCCCUCCCUGCUGCCAUCGUUUAAGGGGGUCCACGCACACCGCCAGGUCCUGCAGGCCGGAGUCCGAGUAACUGGCUGUACAGUCCAUUUUGUCGCCGAAGAGGUGGAUGCAGGGGCCAUCAUUGUGCAAGACGCCGUGCCGGUGCUGGUAGGUGACACAGAAGACAGCUUGUCAGAGCGGGUCAAAGAAGCAGAACACCGGGCCUUCCCUGCGGCUUUGGAGCUGGUGGCCAGCGGGGCGGUGAGGCUGGGUGAGAACAACAAGAUCUGCUGGAACAUCUAAGGGGCGCAACACCUGUGACACUUCAGCAGCCAAGCUUACCGGCCUUACUGCAGAUGGGACAAGGUGACCACCAAUGGACCUGACUGAGGUCCUUGGCCAGGUUUUUAGUCAAAUGUUAAUGGACGUUGGUGCUCUCUCAUCACUGGUAACAUUCCAUUCGUACCCGUUUGUGCCUUUUGAUUUAUUUGGGGUCUGAAUUUUUCGACUGUUCCUUAACUGACGGUUAGCAUUUCCUCCUGCAUGGCCCGGUGGUGGUGUUAUUUGUAAUUUGCAGUCGUCGUUGUUCAUCUGUCUUAUACACGCAGAAGUCAGUUCUGGACAUUUGGGCGCCUCCUGAAAACUGACAUUCGGUCUCCAUUGUUUUGUGGCACGCGGAUGUUGUUUCUCAUUUGUCAUCAUUAAAACUGAAGGUCAUUCCGUC